Molecule: messenger RNA, 2892 nt
Organism: Amphibalanus amphitrite
Lineage: Eukaryota; Metazoa; Arthropoda; Thecostraca; Balanomorpha; Balanidae
Product: prophage side tail fiber protein homolog StfR-like
Exons: 5
Coding region: 162-2597 (811 amino acids)
Biological process (GO): proteolysis
Molecular function (GO): serine-type endopeptidase activity
Source: RefSeq, a predicted model, not a curated record
ACUGACCGCCUGGUCUGGAGGGCGGCCGGUCACUGUCCACCCCAGAGGGGGGGGGGGAGAGGUAUAUAAACUCCCCUGUCGGCAGAGCGAGGGGGCAGUGUGGCGGAGCAACUGGUCGGCGUUUGAAGAAACUCAGCUACUCGUCUGCUCGUCCGGCCAUCAUGAGGCUGUUGCUGAUGGCGCUCUGCGCCGGGCUGGCCGCCGCCCUUCCCACGGCCUACGACGCCGCCCAGAACGAGGUCGGCACCUCGGAGGUGUUCCAGCAGACCAGGCAGGAGGCGUCGCACUCCGUCCAGGAGACCUCCUACUUUUACAGCAACGAGGGCGAGAGCAUCAUCGAGAUCACGGUGGCCGAGGCUCCGGCCUACAACCUGGUGUGCAUGCCGUCCAAGGAGCUAGUGGAAUCCGCCCAGGUUAUCGUCCAGGAGACCGUUGACGAGGAGGAAGCUGCCGUCUCUGCAGCUGCUGGAAGCGCUGCCGCCAGCGCAGCAGCUUCCGAAGGUGCUGCCGCCUCGGCUGCCGCUGGAGAAAGCGCUGCUGCUGCUGCCGCUGCGGCUGAGAGUGCCGCUGCUUCAGCUGCUGCUUCUGAGGGUGCCGCUACUUCAGCUGCUGCUGGCGAGGCUGCUGCCGCCUCAGCUGCUGCUGCUGAAAGCGCUGCUGCCUCGGCUGCCGCUGCCGAAGAUGCCGCUGCCGCUUCAGCCGCUGCUUCUGGGGGCGCUGCUGCUUCGGCUGCAGCCGGCGAGGCCGCUGCCGCUUCGGCUGCCGCUGCUGAAAGCGCGGCCGCUUCGGCUGCUGCAGCUGAGGGUGCUGCUGCUUCGGCUGCUGCUGGCGACGCCGCUGCUGCCUCAGCGGCUGCUGCUGAGAGCGCUGCCGCUUCAGCUGCCGCUGCCGAAGACGCUGCUGCUUCGGCUGCUGCUGCUGAAGGCGCUGCUACCUCGGCUGCUGCCGGCGGGGCCGCUGCUGCUUCAGCCGCUGCUGCUGAAAGUGCUGCUGCCUCGGCUGCUGCCGGCGAGGCUGCUGCUGCCUCAGCUGCUGCUGCUGAGAGCGCUGCUGCUUCCGCUGCCGCUGCCGAAGGGGCUGCUUCCUCAGCAGCCGCUGGCGAAAGCGCUGCUGCUUCCGCUGCCGCUGCCGAAGGGGCUGCUUCCUCAGCAGCCGCUGGCGAAAGCGCUGCUGCUGCUGCCGCUGCUGCCGAGAGCGCUGCCUCUGCCGCUGCCGCCGCUGAGGGCGCUGCGGCCUCAGCAGCCGCUGGUGAAGGUGCUGCGGCUUCGUCUGCUGCUGGUGAAGGCGCUGCGGCUUCGUCUGCUGCUGGUGAGGGUGCUGCUGCCUCUGCAGCUGCCGGAGGAAAGACCGAGACUUCUGCUGCUAUCUAUGUCGAGGAGUACGUCGGCCCCGACCACCUGGAAGCGUGCACCUGCGUGCCAUUCUACCUCUGCAAGGACGAGAACAUCAUCAGUGACGGAGCCGGCCAGAUCGACAUUCGCUUCGGAGCCGGAGCCGGGCCCUCCAACACCAAGUGCCGGCACUUCGAGUCGGUGUGCUGUCUGCACCCGGAGCUCCGUCCUGUGCCGGAGAUCGUUGCCGAGCUGACGGCCGAGCCGUACUACCCGAGCUGUGGACGUCGCAACCCGGAGGGCAUCGGAUUCGCCAUCGAGGGCUUCAAGGACUCGGAGUCGCAGUUUGCCGAGUUCCCGCACAUGGCCAUCAUCAUGGAGGAGGAGUACAUCGGAGGAGAGCUGCGUCACCGUUAUGUCUGCGGAGGAUCCCUGGUCACCACCAACAUCAUCCUCACGGCCGGACACUGCGUAGCUGGGAAGGACGCCAGUAAACUACUGGUGCGUCUCGGAGACUGGAACACCAAGACGCUCACGGAGCUGCUGCCCCACCAGGAGUACCGCGUAACUCGGUCCGUGGUACACGAAAGACUCAACAAGAGGACGCUGUUCAAUACUGUAGCGCUGCUCUUCCUCGAAUCAGAGGUUGAGCUGCAGCCACACAUCGACACCAUCUGCCUUCCCUCCUUGGCGGACGUCAGCUCGGGCGUUCCCUUCUACGACUCGGCGCACUGCGUCGCUACCGGUUUCGGUCGCGACCAGUUCGAGGGAGGUCAAUACCAGAACAUCAUGAAGCAGGUAGACCUGUCGGAAGUCUCUCACGACGACUGCCAGGACAGCUUGCGGCGUACGCGACUGGGCCGCUGGUUCCGGCUCCACAAGUCGUUCACAUGCGCCGGUGGAAAGCCGGGCGUGGAUACGUGCAGAGGCGACGGCGGAUCGCCGCUUAUCUGUCCGCUUCUGUCGGACCCCACCAAGUACGUUCAGGUCGGUAUAGUGGCCUGGGGUAUCGGCUGCGGCCAGCGCGGCGUACCUGGUGUAUACGCCAGCGUCAGUCAGCUCCUGCCGUGGAUCCUGGAGCAUAUGACCGUCGGCGGCGUCAGCGUCGUCGAAGAGCUCGUUGAAGAGCACGAGGCGGUUCAGGUGUGUAUCACCAAGAACCCGUUCACCGAGGCUGAGUACCAGGAGCAGAUUCCGAUUAAGGUCGGGCCGGUGCCUCAUGAUGUGGAGCACUUUGAGCAGCAACAACAGGGGACUGGCUACUAGACCAGCUGCGUCCACCUAUGACGGCCACGCAGAGCCACCAUCAGCAAACGCUGGGAAGACUAAGAGCGAAGCAGAAUGCUCCCAGACGUGGCCCCCGCUGUAAUCGGAAGGCCAGACGGUGCGGGGUGCCGACGACGAUAAACGAUAUAAAUAAAUAGGUACAUAAACGAAACAGAAAACAUAUCGUUUUUACGUCGUCGGUAAAUCCGCUUCGUCCGGGUAUGUUUUGGCAAAGAUGUGACACAUGUUUGGUAAUUUUACGUUUUGAAUGAAUGCAAUAAAUGAGGAGCAAGCA